AUGGUAGAGAGCAAUGCUACAUUGUUCAUCUCUGGUGCUCUAUCAGCAAUCAAGGAAAUAACAACACCUAAUAAAACAAUGACUAUUGAACUGCUUGAACUAACAGCAGGUACAGUAUCGCUAUUUCUACCAAAUAUGGUUUCAUGAAGAAAAAUUUGUUUUUAAAAAACGCUCCUCUAUCAGUGUUUCAUCCAUAGCCUGAUUGAUAAUGUGUGUUUCUGUGUAGACUGUAAAAUUGUCGGGAAUGCUUCUACAUGUAACUGUUCAUCAAAGUACAUCUGGAGUAACGAUGUGUGUUGGAAGUUCCAGUGCUGCAAUGACUCAUAUUGUAACGCAAAUAUUUCUAAUUACCCAGCCCUCUGCAUACCCAAAGUGAAAGGUACUAUUGUUGAUACUGUUAUUUCUACUAUCAUUAUUUUAUAUGAUCAAUAGCCUAGCCCUAGAUAAUACUAUUACAAAAGUAUUAUUAGGAUUCGUUCUUCAUUGUAACAUUUUUGCUGUAAUUUCUACUAAUUGUCAACCACCGCUAUUAUUAAGGUAGUUAUUGUUAUUGUUGCAGUGUUACUGUAUGUUGUCACUAUUAUAAUUUUUUGUUUUUGUUGACAUAGUUCACAUUAAAGGAACAGUUCAAGUGGGAUCAAAAAAUAAUCUAACUGAUACUAUAAAAAAACAGGUACAUUUUUUUUUCCAAAUCUGCUGAAAUAGUAGUUUUGUUUUUGAUCAAAAUUAUCAACAUGUAUAAUGAGUUAAAGUGACACCUGAAUACACAUUAUAUUUAAUAUUGAUGAUAACGUUUCCUUUUUCUCUUAGCUUACAGAUGGUUUUCAAAAAUUACAUGGGUUUGGAUGCCUCAAUGUAUCUGGACUGAGGUAAUACAAUCUAAAUUUAUUAGACGUAUUUAUUCAUUCCUUAAUAUUUGGCAAGAGUGCUUGUUUUUCUCCCCAAAGAUGCAACAUCCAUUUCUGUUUUUGUCUCCCUUUCACCCAUUGGCAACUCAAUACUGACACAUAAGGAAUGAUGGCCAAAUUGUUGAUUUCAAAGUGCAUCUCAGUGUCAUAUUUCUGACUGAUACACUUGCAAAAAUAAUAGCUGACCUGGAACCUACUGUUGGCAAAAUAGCUGUUGAAACAUCAGGUAAAUGCCCCCUCUAUUACAGUACAGUCAUUUCACAUAGUGAUAUUAAGACCAUGUGUAGAUAACCACACACACCCGGGCAUUAGGCUCAGAUAAGGCACAGGAGAAAAUAUUAUAUAUAUAGAUAAAUGGAGUCUUUGCACACUCCAAUCAGUUGCAGUUUCAGAGUUUAACUUGCUAAGCUUUCGGUAUUAUGAUGACCUUCGUCGGACCAUACAAACAAGUGCAAAGACAGUAUCAUAUUGAGAAAUGUGGCAAGGAUUAUGGUAUGAAUAUAGAUUAUGUUAUGUUGGUAAUGAUUAUGUAAAGCGUGUAAGGAUGUACUGUAUUAUUUAUUGUAUUGAUACUGUAUGUUUUUACUUUUCCACAGGACUCGUGAGCAUUCAGUAUCCAAUGGACACAGUGCAAUUCUUCUCAACACCGACGUUGAACUGCACAUUUGAGGAGAAAACAAAUGGCUCAUGGAACUGGGAACUGUUCAAAGGAAAUGAGACAUUUAAUCUGAACAAUGGAAACAGCAUAACCGUCUCAUUCCCCAAUGAAAUGUCACCCAACCGUACCACAGUCCAAAUUGUAAAGUUGUCAGGGAACUGGGCAGGUGCGUCUGGGAGACCUUUGUCGAGGGUGUAGGAUUCUAUUUCCUGUUUAUGAAGUCAUUGGAAAUAUUGCAUCUAAUUGUGUUUGAUGCUGAAAUAGGCCUACUGAUGAUAAUGUGUAUUGCUUUUUGAAUGAUGAUUAUCUAUUUUAUCCCUCUCUUAAUGCUUCUGAAGGGAUUUACAAGUGUGGAUUUUCCGAAGGGUCCAUUGUGCACGCAGCCUCUGCAGAGUUAAAGGUAGCCCUGCUACCAGAUAAGAUCACCAUGUCGAGUGUCCCACCGACUGUAGAUUGCCAAGAUACAAACUCUCGAUCUGUGAGAGUCACUGCAACCAUCGAGAACAGCACAGAGCAAUACAACGUCACUUGGGCAUACCAAAAUAAACCCCAAACUCAACCAGGUACUCUUAUGAACUCUUAGUCUUGUGUCUUGAACUAUGUAUAACCUUAUUUCUCAUCGUGCUCAAAAUGUAUAAAGUUGCAGUAACUUGAGAAAAAUAAGCAGUUGCUUAUUAACAGAUAGUUUGUUGAUAGUAUGACCAUCUGUAGAGCAUCUACAGAUGGAAAAUCUUCACUAUCCAAAUAAAGUGUAACCACAUUCUAUUCUAGUACCACCAGCGGGGACCACCUACACCGUAACUCCGAUGAUAAGUUGCAAUCCUUCAAGCCCAUCCAAUGUUGUCAUUGUCAAAUUUCAAAACCAGAAGGAUGAGAACAAGAAUGCAUCCAUAACUAUCCCAGUGAUAUAUGGUAUGUUAGAUUGCAUGAGUCCAUAAAAAAAAAGAAAAAAAAGAAAAGCCAUACAAGUUUAUUACUAUCACUCAAAUGUGUUUCUUAAGUGAUUUGUUAAAGUCCCCUUACAUCCUGAAGGGGAUUAAGAAGAUUAAUUAAGUUCACUCAAUGAAGUGGAGGUUUAAUUCUUAUUAAUACUCUUUACUGCUGUUUUUAAUCAGCUCAGGACAAGGACAAGGCUUGUCCUGAAGAACGCAUAUGGCCAAAAACCCCAAAAGGUGUCACUGUUAUCAUCCGAGAAUGUGAGGUGAAUAAAGUGGGGUACCAAGAGCGGACAUGCAGGGGGCCUGAAUGGAUGGAUGUGCUGGAUAACUGUGUCAAUGAGGAAAUAAACAAAGUUGUCAAUUUAGCAGCAGUGAGUAUGGCCUUUCACCUUCUGCACUCAUACAACUCUCAUACUGUAAAGUUGAUAUGGAACAUUGGUUAUGUUUUGGUGAAUGCCUAUAUUUUCAGUAAAAGUGUUUGCAUUCCUGCAUUUUAGUAAUAUGACAUUAGUCACGGGUUGGUCAUAUGAUAUCUCACAUUCUUCAACUACACAUCCAGCCACUGGAAUGAUGUGUGACUUGCAUUGAAAUACUCUGGGCCUAUAGAAUGUGUUGGUAUAAGAAACAAAGUUACUAUUCCAUGUUUGUUUUACCAUCACAGAACUUUAAAGAGGGACUUGGGGCCACUCAGGAGGUUGCUCUUCAAAUCUUUUCUGGUUUGAAGAACAACAUGGAUGCUACCUCAGUUGCUGAUGUGAGUGCAUCCAUCAAUGUUCUGGAUAUCAUGUCGCAAGCAUCAGCAAACAUCAACCUGGAUAACUCCAUUUUAGAUGUGAGCCAUACCCCAAUUAAGAAUUAUACAGUUCUGUACAAUAUAUCUCAUACAGAAACAUAAAUGUAUAUAUAUUUUUUCAGGUAUUUCUUGGUGCAGCAAGCAACAUGUUGAAUAACUCUUGGAAGACAGUCAACAAAACCCUUGAAUACGACAUGUCCUCAAAAUACCUCCAGUCUGUCGAAGGUCUAGUGAAUAACAUCAAAAUGAAUACCAGUGACGGAAAUGACACCCCAAAUAUACAACUGAUACUCUGCAAUGGUCAAAACAACACAUCUUGCAAUGGAACUGUGUUUGGCGUAGAAGUCACAUUGGCCCUGUCCUCGGGAAUAGUGAAAACUGUGGGAGUAAAAAACCUAGCUGACAAAUUAAACAAUUCAAAUUUCCCAGACUAUAAGUUCCCUAGCAUUGUGGUGUCAGCCACACUGCAAAACAGCAAUGACUCCAAAACAAACAUCAAAUUGGACUUUCCCAUCACCAAGUCAAUGGCUCAAGACUAUAACAUCCUCUGUGUGUUCUGGAACACCACAUUGAUGGAAUGGUCUGAAGAAGGCUGCAAGUGGAAGAAAAUGGUCAACAAUAGAAGCUAUUGCGAGUGCACCCAUCUGACCUCCUUCUCAGUGCUGAUGUCAAAGACCCCGGUGACCCUGCUUUUUCUGGAUGAGAUCACCUACGUGGGCCUCGGCGUGUCCAUCUGCUCCCUCCUCAUCUUCCUCAUCAUCGAGGCGCUGGUGUGGUCGGCCGUCGUCAAGUCCAACCUCUCGCACUUCCGCCACACGGCCCUGGUCAACAUCUCUCUGUGCCUGUUACUGGCCGACUGCAGUAUGCUGGCUGUCUACUUCCCCAGCAUCCAAACUCCUACCUGGUGCCUCGUCCUGACCGUGACCAAGCAGUUCUUCUUCCUGGCUAUGUUCUGCUGGAUGCUAUGCCUCAGCAUCAUGCUACUACACCAGCUCAUCUUCAUCUUCCACCCGUUGAGGAAGAGGGUGUAUCUGCUCCUGUCCACCGUCCUCGGCUACAUCUGUCCCACAGUGAUCGUGUCGGUUACCUAUGUGUACUACAAAUACACAGGGAAACCCUACCACGACACAGAAACCUGCUGGCUCAUUUACGAGGGACUUCUGAAGGGGUCCAUUCACGCAUUUCUUCUGCCCGUCGGGACGAUUGUUUUUAUGAAUUUCUUCUCCAUGGGUGUUGUCAUCAUGACACUCCUAAAGUCCACUGUUUCUGAUGGGAGUAAAUCCGACGAGAAAGAGACAGCCAAAAGCAUCAUGAAAGGGGUGGUCUUGUUAACGCCAGUCUUUGGGAUAACAUGGGUUUUGGGAUUCUUUGUGCUGAGCAUUGAUAGCAGGGCACCAAUGGGUGUUGUGGUGAAUUAUGCUUUCUCCAUCAUAAACUCCUUUCAGGUACUUUUUCAUAUAUUUUCCAUUACAGAUAUUCCUGUCUGAAACUAUUGAGUGAAAGAAGCUGAAAUCAGUUUUUGCCAUUGUAUUCAUAGUGUAAUGUUUUUCAGGGCCUCUUCAUUUUGCUGACUGGAGGUUUUGCAGAGAAAAGGGUAUUUGUCAAUCCUUAGGGAGUUUAUGUAAUUGAAUAGUGUUACAAUAGUGAAUUAUGUAUGCUAACUGUGUAGAUAUUAUGUAUACUUACCACUACUCCUUUUUUGUCAUGUUAAUACAAGGUGCGAGAUGAGGUGUUGAACUUGGCUUGG
Coregonus sp. 'balchen' is the source of this 5044-nucleotide messenger RNA. Lineage: Eukaryota; Metazoa; Chordata; Actinopteri; Salmoniformes; Salmonidae. The record is from the annotation of a GenBank genome assembly.